This is a messenger RNA of Tilletiopsis washingtonensis, 2154 nucleotides long. Its product is annotated as ALG6, ALG8 glycosyltransferase. Gene Ontology annotation, cellular component: endoplasmic reticulum membrane. The record is from RefSeq and is a predicted model, not a curated record. The transcript is spliced from 6 exons. Gene Ontology annotation, molecular function: dolichyl pyrophosphate Man9GlcNAc2 alpha-1,3-glucosyltransferase activity. Gene Ontology annotation, biological process: protein N-linked glycosylation. Lineage: Eukaryota; Fungi; Basidiomycota; Exobasidiomycetes; Entylomatales. The coding region runs from base 1 to 2154 and encodes 717 amino acids.
AUGCUGCCCGGUGCAGCAGCCCUCGGCACUAGCUCGCAGCGGCGACGCGAGAGGACGGACUCGCCGCUACGCCGAUGGGUCCGCUUUAUGCUGCGCGAGGCCGACGGACAAGGCGACUGGGUCAUGAGCGUCGUCAUUGCACUGGCGGCGGUCUGGGUGCGCGCCGCAGUGGGGCUUGGCGGCUGGAGUGGACGCGGCAAGCCACCAUUACACGGCGACCUUGAGGCACAGCGGCAUUGGAUGGAGCUUACGCUGCAUCUGCCGCUGUCGCGCUGGUACGAGUACGACCUGCUUUACUGGGGCCUCGACUACCCGCCGCUCACGGCAUACGUGAGCUGGACAUGUGGCGCUAUUGGCUCGCUCGUUCCCGGCCUCGCUCCCCAUCUAGCUCUCGACUCUUCCCGCGGCAGCGAGGAUCCGCUCUUGAUUCUCUUCCUGCGCUCCAGCGUGCUGGCCCUCGACGUGCUGCUCUACAUGCCGCCCGUCCUCUUCUUCCUCUCGCGUCGCCUGCACGGCCGCGGUCGGCGAACGCGCACCAUCGCCAUCCUCAGCGUGCUGCUGCAGCCCAGCCUCGUGCUCAUCGACCACGGGCACUUCCAGUACAACAGCAUCAUGCUGGGUCUGUGCGCCGGCUGCUUCGCGCUGCUCUACAGCUCUCUGCCCAAUGCAGAUGCUGGCGUCGCAUCGACUGGCCCUGCGGCGGCUGGCGCCCAGGGCGACAAGCGCAAGGAGCUCAAGACAGACCUCAGCCGGCAGGUCUCCUACCAGUACAUUGCCGCUGCGGUGCUCUUCAGCCUGGCGCUCUGUUUCAAGCAGAUGGCGCUGUACUUUGCGCCUGCCGUCUUUGCUGUCAUGCUGGGACGCUGCUGGGGCCUGGCGGGCGUUGGCUUUGAGCGCGGCUUCAUCUGCUUCGCCAGCAUCGGCGCUGUGACGGCGCUGACGUUCCUCGUGAUGUUUGCGCCGUGGCUGACGUCGCUGGCGUCGAUCGGGCAAGUGAUUCACCGCAUCUUUCCGCUCGCGCGCGGCAUCUUCGAGGACAAGGUGGCCAACCUCUGGUGCCUGCUCUCUGUGCUGCCUCUGCCUGCGCGCUACAAGCUCAAGAACGCAAUGACUUCUGCAGCACUGGCACGCCUCAGUCUCGGCACCACACUCGCGACGAUUCUGGCCCCGUGCGUGCACCUCUUUGCGGCAGCUGCGCAGACUGUGCAGAUGGAGAUGUUCCUCGACGAAGACAAGGUCAACGCCACGCCGAGCGCAGCGCAGGAGCGACUUGCGCGCCUCGCGCCGUCUGAAGGCUCAGUGCUGUCUGGCGGCGCGCGCAGCAAUGCCGACCGCCGGCGACAGGCGCGGUCCUUCGCCGCCGCUUCCGAGACGGGCGGCUCCGAGCUCGGAUCGCUCUUCGCUGGCCGCAGUGCGCUCAACGGCGCAGCGCCAAGCGUCAGCGGCAGCAUCAUGGGCCUCUCUGCGCUGGGCUCCGAGGCCGAGCGGCCGCUCAUCGCCAGCAAGACGCCCUCGCCGGCGGCACAGGUGCUGCCGUAUGCGCUGCUGAGCGUGUCGCUCUCCUUCUUCCUCUUUGGCUUUCAGACGCAUGAGAAGAGCGUGCUGCUGCCGCUGCUGCCCCUCACGCUGCUCCUGACGGUCAAGGGCGACGAGUGGGGCGGAGGCGCGGGCGCCACGGACUGGGAGUGGGCGGUGCUCGGCAACAAUGUCGGCGUGUUCAGCAUGUGGCCGCUGCUUCAGAAGGACGGCCAGAGCCUGCAGUACCUCGUGCUGGUCCUCUUCUGGAACUGGGCCAUUGGUUCGGCGCCCUUCUCGGCGCUCCGCUCGCACCGCCAGACGUUCAUCGGCUGGGCAUCUGCAGCCAUCCACGCCGGCAUCCUCUUCCUGCACGCCCUGGAGAUUCUCCUUCCGCUGCUGCUCCCCGGCCUGGAGCAGCGCGUGACCUCGCGAUACCCCGACAUCUACGCCGUGCUCAACGUGCUGCUCUCUGCGCCGGCCCUGGGCCUGCUGUGGGCGUGGGCCCUCAAGCGCCAGCUUGAAGUGGGCCUGGCCUGCGGCAUCGAGCCGCUGGGCCUGCUGGGCGGCGCGCAGAAGAAGCAACGAAAGACGCCCGCUGCAGCGAAGCGCUCAGAGGCAGCCAAAGCCUCGCACUGA